Trichobilharzia szidati is the source of this 3024-nucleotide messenger RNA. Lineage: Eukaryota; Metazoa; Platyhelminthes; Trematoda; Strigeidida; Schistosomatidae. The record is from the annotation of a GenBank genome assembly.
AUGGUAUCUGCUUCUCGGUCUGUGCCCGAAUGGUUGUCGAUAUCUAGGGAUGAAGAUAAUGAUUUACGGGCUAAACUACGCUCAAAACUUACUUCAGAAUCUGAUGAUUUUCUAGGUCAAGCAAUUAUUGAACUACGUACUCUGUCCGGUGAAAUGGAUGUUUGGUAUAAUCUUGAAAAACGUACGGAUAAAAGUGCUGUCUCUGGUGCAAUUCGUUUGUUUAUCUCCGUGGAAAUAAAAGGCGAAGAGAAAGUUGCACCUUAUCAUGUCCAGUAUACAUGUCUACAUGAAAAUAUCUUUCAUUAUUUAUGUGAAACAAAUAAAAGUGAAGGUAGACCAGAAGUCAAGUUGCCUGAAGCUUCUGGAGACGAUGCUUGGAAAGUGUAUUUUGAUGCACCUGCACAGGACAUUGUUAAUGAAUUCGCUAUACGUUAUGGUAUUGAAUCAAUUUACCAAGCUAUGACACAUUUCUCAUGCCUUACAACAAAGUAUAUGUGUACCGGUGUACCAGCUACCAUGUCCAAUCUACUAGCUAAUAUCAAUGCAUUUUACGCGCAUACAUCAGCAUCCAGUAAUCAAACAGCCUCAGAACGUUUCAGUGCUAGUAAUUUUGGUAAAGAGAAAUUUGUUAAACUGUUGGAUCAACUGCACAACUCUCUACGUAUCAGCUUGUCAAUGUAUCGUAAUUCAUUUCCUGCUUCACAACCUGACAAAUUACAAGACUUGAAAUCAACUGUCGACUUGCUAACAAGUAUAACAUUCUUCAGAAUGAAAGUACAAGAGUUAACUAGUCCACCAAGAGCUAGUCAAGUGGUAAAAGAAUGUGCUCGUGCUUGUAUGCAGUCAACUUAUCAAUUUAUUUAUGAAAAUGUGAAUGAAGUGUACGCGAAACAAUUUCAGGAGUCAGUUUCACAGGAUGAUGGCCCACCGUCACUGAAAUCUCUGGAAUUUUGGCAUCGUUUAAUCACAUUAUUAGUCUCGGUAAUUGACGAAGACAAGACAACAUAUGCUACUGUGAUCAACCAAUUUCCACAAGAAGUUAAUAUGGGUCACAUAAGUGCAUUGUGUAUGUGGGAGCGUUUAUCUGAGGAUAUACAAAUUGCUCUGGAUGUUCAUGCACGUGCUGAAACACGUUAUUGUAAAUCAUCAGACUAUAUGAAUCUGUGCUUUAAAUUGAAAUGGUUCUACAAUAAACAUGUGGCUAUAAUUCCAUCACAGAAGGAUGUUGUACCUGAGUAUCCACGUUGGUUUGAAGUAUUUGUUAUGCAAUGGUUAAAUGAAAAUGAUGAAGUAUCAAUGGACUAUUUACGCAAUGCUUAUGAACGUGAUAAGAAGGAUGGAUUUCAACGAUCUAGUGAGCAUGCAUUAUUCUCGAAUUCAGUUGUGGAUGUGUUUACUCAACUUAAUCAGUGUUUUGAUGUCAUUAAAAAACUUGAAUGUCCUGAUCCAAAUGUACAAGAACGAUUUUUAAAUCGUUUCUCUCGGACUGUCAGUAAAGUACUGCUGACUUAUGCAGAAAUUGUAAAAGCUGAUUUUAAACGUUGGAUCCAUCAACAAGAAACUGCCUGUAUUAUCAUGAAUAAUAUACAACAAUUGCGUGUACAAUUAGAGAAAGUAUUUGAAGCAAUGGGUGGAAGUACACUCUCGGAGGAUACACUGACUUCAAUGAAUGAUUUACAACAAAUGCUGCAUGCUGUUAUCGAUGAUUUAGCCUCACAAUAUGCUGAAGCUCUACAAGUACAAAUUGUUCAAAAAAUUAAAGAAUUAAGUAAACUUUUACAUCAGUGUCCACCAAAUUCAAAGGGGAAUGUAGAAAUUGAAGCUGAACACAUACUUCAUCCACUUAUGGAUUAUUAUGAAUCAACACUGUCAACUUUAGCAGAUCUAUGCGAGAAGACUGUACUGAAACGAUUGUUAAAGGAACUAUGGAAAGUUACAAUGCAUAAUUUAGAAAAACAAGUUGUACUGCCUACAGUAGCUGAUCCAAGAGCUAUGUUUCUUAACCUAUCAAUUCCUUCAACCGCACAAGCUAAACUAACAAGUGUAUCGCAGAGUUUACUGACGAAUGUAAGCAGCCAACUGCCAGCUAGCCGAUUGCUUCAAGAUAUGUCUAAAGAUGCUGGAAUAUCAGAGCGUAAUUUAACACCACGGCAUUGUCAAAUAUUGGAUAUUGCAUUGGAUGCAAUUAAAAAUUAUUUCCAUGCUGGUGGUAGUGGACUUAAAAAAGCCUAUUUGGAUAAAUCACCUGAACUACAGUCAUUACGUUAUGCUUUAUCCUUAUACACACAGACUACAGACGCGCUGAUUAAAAAUUUUGUAGCUACUCAAACAUCACAAGACAAACCGGCAAUUGAAGAUAGUGUUGGAGAGAUAUCGAUUCACGUGGAUCUGUUUCGUCAUCCUUCUCAUGGAGAGCAUAAGGUCACUGUCACGGUUAUCGCUGCGAACAAUUUGAAAUGGACAACAACAGGAACAUUUAAGCCUUUCAUUGAAGUGGUAUUAUUUGGUCCAUUAUUGAGUGAAAAGAAGCACAAAUUUGCAACUAAAUCGAAGAACAAUGUCUGGUCACCUGUGUUCAACGAAACAUUUACAUUUUUUCUCAGUGCUGGUUCAGAUCCUGAGUCAUACGAAUUACAUAUGUGUGCUAAAGAUUAUUGUUUCGGUAGAGCUGAUCGAUUGAUUGGGCUAACUGUUCUACAACUUCGAGAUUUAUCAACAUCUACCGACUUAAAUGCUUCGCCUACAAUCCAUGUAAAAGGUGGCGCUGGUGGGGGUCGAAGCACUGCAGGUGGUCAAAGUGGUGCAUGUGCAUGUAUUUGUAGUCUAGGGAAAAGACUACAUCUUGAUGAUACUGGAUGGACUAUACUGCGUAUACUAUCACAAAGGCCACAAGAUGAAAUAGCUCGUGAAUUUGUACGCUUAAAAUCAGAAGUUCGUAGUCCUUGUGAUACAAUCGGUAAUACUACUACUGGUUCUAUUAUGAGUAAUCCAUCGUCGAAUGGAUCUGUCCCACGAAGUCGAUAA